UACCGGAAAGUAUCUGCGGCUGCGUCGUCGCACAGCGUAUGCGAGCGAGUAAAGAAGUCGAGUGGGAGAGGCAAACCAUAAAAACCGCAUUCAAACAAAAUGGCAGGAUUGCCCCGCAGGAUUAUUAAGGAAACUCAGCGCUUGCUGGCUGAGCCUGUACCUGGGAUAAAAGCAGAACCAGAUGAAAGCAACGCACGCUAUUUUCAUGUAGUCAUUGCAGGCCCACAAGAUUCCCCUUUUGAGGGAGGGACUUUUAAACUUGAACUAUUCCUUCCUGAAGAAUAUCCUAUGGCAGCUCCAAAAGUACGUUUCAUGACCAAAAUAUAUCACCCUAAUGUAGACAAAUUGGGAAGAAUAUGCUUAGAUAUUUUAAAAGAUAAGUGGUCCCCAGCCUUGCAGAUCCGUACAGUCCUGCUAUCAAUCCAGGCUUUAUUAAGUGCUCCCAAUCCAGAUGAUCCAUUAGCAAAUGAUGUAGCGGAGCAGUGGAAGACCAACGAAGCUCAAGCCAUAGAAACAGCUAGAGCAUGGACUAGGCUAUAUGCUGUCAACAAUAUUUAAACAGAAUCCCAAGUCAAGUGUGAAAACGUCUCCUUCUGUUCUGCCAAGAUCUCUUCAUUCUUCGUUUGCAUUUAAGGACAGUCUUAGGGGGAUAAAAACUAAAGAAAAUUUAACCAACCAGACAACAUCAGUCCUUUGGUGAUUUAAAUGCACAUUAGCAAAAAUUUGUCUUGUCCUUAUUCAUUUUACAGUGCAUGAGCAGAGGCAAGAAAGUACACCACUUGUAAUUUUAUUGAUUUUUUUUUUUUUAAAUAAUUGUUUUUUUUUUUUUUUCUCUCUCUCUGAAAUGUUGUCCUGCCUCUGCCUUAAUUUGCAUAUAACUGGUAUUGUCUGACUGCACAAGCACUGUGAGUGAAGGUAGGCAGAGUUGACCACGGGCACAGUGUUGUUUUAAGUUGCUUUUUUUGUUUUGAUAAUGCUAAUGGAGUUGUUAUACAGCUAACUUGAACAUGUUAGGUUUUGCCCUUUAGCCAGGUCUGGUUAACCUUUUAGGAGCUAUACAUUGGAAUCCUUGAAUUUAAAAUAAUGACAAACAAGAUAAAGGAAAGAAAAGCUUGGCUUUAAAAAUCCAUUCAAAAAGAAAAGCCAUCAGUAUCAAUUUUGUGACUGCUGUUGAGUGUAGAUCUUGCAAACGGCUUGUGACUUUUGUAUGGCUUGUCUGGGGGGGAAAAAAUCCUGUAAAUCUUAUGUUUUAGUAAAAUAUUUUUGUUGUUAUGCUAUUUGGUCUUAGUAUUUUAUUUUGCCUGCUGAAUUCAUUCUUAACUGUCAUUGCUAUACAAUUUGGUUCUAAAGGCCAUAAUAUAAGUUGGAAAUGCGUAGCACAUCACAGAUGGAUUUUCUUAUUUUAUUUACUAUAAAAUUUGAAGCUACAAAUUUAAAAUGUCAGCAAUACCUGGAAAGAUCUAUAAUGAGACUGAUGUUAUCUAAAGCCUUUCUCCAUGUGUAAAGGACGUUGCUACUAUCUUGACUGGUGCAGGAAAAGGAUGUAAGAAGUUAAUGAUUGUAAAUUCAUACAUUUCUAUCCAUACAGGAGAUAACUGUUUCCUACUGUUAUGAGUAAAGCAUCAAUCCACCUUCAUAUUUUUGUUCUUUCUGUAAAUAAACUGUUGAUUAAUAAUA
Messenger RNA from Polypterus senegalus (gray bichir), 1677 nucleotides. Its product is annotated as ubiquitin-conjugating enzyme E2 N. The record is from RefSeq and is a predicted model, not a curated record. Lineage: Eukaryota; Metazoa; Chordata; Cladistia; Polypteriformes; Polypteridae. The transcript has 4 exons. The coding region runs from base 100 to 558 and encodes 152 amino acids.